Molecule: messenger RNA, 363 nt
Organism: Symbiodinium necroappetens
Lineage: Eukaryota; Dinophyceae; Suessiales; Symbiodiniaceae
Source: the annotation of a GenBank genome assembly
GAGCAGCCACGGCCCUCGGGCGCGUUGCCCGAGGCGAGCCCGGUAGAGCAUAGCCCGGGCACGGACAGAGCUCCUUCUCGAACUGACAGCGCAGCGACGGCAGGGCCGAGGAAGCUGCAGCUUUCAAGCAGUCAGCGCAGGCUGCUGGUUCUAGCGCGGCUCCUGCUACACCGGCAUACAGCGCGCUUGGUGCUCUUGGAUGAGCCUUUCGCCGGAAUGGAGCAGAACGAGGUGACCCCUUUGCACAGCAUGUUGAAGAUCCAGCUGAAGCAUGCAGCACUGAUGACCGUCACCCACAGGCUUCUUCCCGUCAUCCACUUCUUCUCACGGAUUCUCGUCUUCCAUGAGGGCCGCUGUUCUGAG